AUGGUGCAGUACGAGCUGUGCAAGUUCUUUAUGGCCGUUGAUACGGUGGAAUAUCGCCGUGGACCGCAGCUGUUGCGUCAUUUCAUGGAACUUGUUCGCAAUCAAAAUUCGUAUUAUGCGAACAGUUUGAAAGCGAAUGAUGAUUUUCGUCAAGAUAUGGCGAAGCUGGAAGAACGAAUGAUGGCACGUAAUGCAAAUCGAUGCCAGCAGAGGAAUGCACUUUGGGAUUUGAGGGAUAUGGCGAAGCUGGAAGAACGAAUGAUGGCACGUAAUGCAAAUCGAUGCCAGCAGAGGAAUGCACUUUGGGAUUUGAGGGGUCAGCUUGAGACAAACGAUGACUUCUCAUCUGGUACAGUUUCAAAGUAA
Molecule: messenger RNA, 366 nt
Organism: Gongylonema pulchrum
Lineage: Eukaryota; Metazoa; Nematoda; Chromadorea; Rhabditida; Gongylonematidae
Source: the annotation of a GenBank genome assembly